Molecule: messenger RNA, 452 nt
Organism: Pseudovirgaria hyperparasitica
Lineage: Eukaryota; Fungi; Ascomycota; Dothideomycetes; Acrospermales; Acrospermaceae
Exons: 1
Coding region: 11-295 (94 amino acids)
Source: RefSeq, a predicted model, not a curated record
UAGCUGAACGAUGUUUAAAUAUAACCACCUACGUAACAUACACAAAUCCAUAUACAUACACCCAUCCACACAUCAAAAUACACAACAUGCAUGCAAGGCACAACCAUACACACAACCCUACAAACCCUACAAAACCAACACCAUCAAACGACGCAAGGCAAGACAGCACAGCACAACACAACACAAGCUAUCCCCUCUCAAGCUCCCCAAUCCCAUCUCCCAAUCAAUUAAAUCCCACGAACCACAAAAGAGCAAAAAAACCCUGCCCGCAUUCCAAACCCCCAAUAGGGACUAAAAUAUCCAAUAAAGCACCACUCACAAACAGAGAACGAAAAAACAAAACUGCCCUAGUAUAUCUGUAUCUAUAUCUAUAUCUAUAUCUAUAUCGUAUGUGCACAAUCCCCGAGAGACUUGCGUUGCGUUGCGUUGCGUUGACUUGCGUUGCGUUGCAC